CUUCCAAUUUUCAUUUUUUUUUGUUUUCAAAACAAUGUUUUUUCUAUGCCCUCUGUUGAGGACAAAGAGCCAAUUCUUCUCUAGCUGCGGCUUCCACGUCUUCAUCGACGAGCUCCUGUGGCUGAGGCAUGAACCUAUGUGCCCUUUCCCCAUGAUGAAGAAAAGAGGCAAACAUGUUCUAAACCAUAUCAAUAUGUUCUAAACCAGGCUUUGGACUAUCUGUGGAUGGUAGAGUCAUAACAUCCAUAGCCAGAAAAUGCAGAAACUGUUCUAACCCCUACUGCAAAGAGAGUUCAAAGCUAGAUGGUGAAAACGAUCAGAGAUUUAAUAACUGGUGCUUGGAACCUGAGAGACAGGUCUUAGCAACUGCAUAUGCCUUAAGUGCAAUAGAGGUACCAGAGUCAGGACCAGAACCUACUCUUGGACUUGGAACAGGGCAGCCCAAGGCCACGAUGCAGCGCACAGGAGAGGCCGCUCUGCUCCAUAGUCAAUGGAUGAUUCUAUAGUUGUCUUUUCGUUAUGAUCUAUGCUUCAAUUACAUUUUUAUCGUUAUAAAACUUUGUACUGCGUUUGCACAGUGAUGGUUGUUUUGGUUAUUGCGAUUGUAAGAACGAAUUUUUGUCCAUUCAAGUAUUGUUGCUACCGGUUACCUUUUCUGUUGAUUGUAAUUCAAGUAGAAAUAGGUGUGAUUAAAUGCAUCUCAAUUUCUCACAGUUGAACUAAAUAAUGUUCUUGUGCUCUUAGAAGGUAGUGCCUUCAAGACUAAAUUCCUUGAUUCAGGUGAUGACCUCAGGAGCUACUGCAGCUGCAGUAGCUGAAUAUCAAGGAGGAGAAUGAGGUUAUGUUUGAUUCAGUCUACCACACUGAAUAUCAAGGAGGAGAAUGAGGUGAUCGUCAUCCACAGCGACGCCGACUCCGAUGUUGCCCCGGUCAAAGAGAAUAAGGUGGUAAUCGACCUUGUUGAUGAGGAAGAUUGUGUAAUUUUUAUUGCGAGUGAUGAAGGUGUAUCAUUCAGUGUCAAAGUGUGUGCAUGUAUUCCUUCUUUGUCACAUUCUGUGAGGACUGCAACUUGCAUUGUCUGAGAAACACUAUGUACUGUUGAUGAGCAUUUUAUAAUGAUGGAAUGACUCUGAGUACCAAAUGUCUCAAAAUCAGCAAUAAUGAUGUGGGGAAGGG
This is a messenger RNA of Cuscuta campestris, 1176 nucleotides long. The record is from the annotation of a GenBank genome assembly. NCBI's taxonomy places the organism in Eukaryota, Viridiplantae, Streptophyta, Magnoliopsida, Solanales, Convolvulaceae.